This is a messenger RNA of Corvus hawaiiensis (hawaiian crow), 872 nucleotides long. Its product is annotated as basic proline-rich protein-like. The record is from RefSeq and is a predicted model, not a curated record. Lineage: Eukaryota; Metazoa; Chordata; Aves; Passeriformes; Corvidae. The coding region runs from base 38 to 700 and encodes 220 amino acids. The transcript has 2 exons.
AUAAAAAAUAAGUGAAACAAAAGGAAAAAAAUUAAUAAUGAUGGAUGAAGAGAGAAACCCCCCAUUUUUCCCCCUCCGCACUCAAACCCGCUCUGCCUGCCAACCUCCGGCUCUGCUUUCCGGACUGCCGCCCCCCCCGCCCCGCAGCAGGACAAUCGGAUGGACGGACGGACGGACGGACGGAUGGACGGACAGACAGCGCAGGCCCCGCCAGGCCCGGCGCAGGGGCGCAGGCAGGGAGGGCAGGAGGGGAUCUGGGGGUCAGCGCUGGGUGCCCCCUGCCCACAGCCCGGCCGGGGACCCCCUUGGCCGCCCCGGGGGAGGCUGUUUGGGGAUUCUUUUCUUUUUCUUGUCCCUCCCCGUCCGCUCGCUCGCCGCGGGGGUUGCUCCUGCUGGACGGACACCGAUGGGUGUUGGGAAGCGCUGGCCCCCACCAGGCUCUGGCAGCGUCACCAGCGGGGCUCGGAGACGCCACCAUCACCAGCCACAGCACCCCCGGCCCUGCGCCCCCCACCCAUCCUGGCGGCCGGAGCAGAGAGCAGAGGAGAGGAGGGGGCCACCUCCGGAGGGGACCCCGCCCCCGCUUCGCCCCCGCUUCGCCCCCGGCCCCCGCCUCGGCCGUGGCGCCGGCGCCGCGUUCUCUCUCUCCUCCCAGCCAGAAGCAGAGGGACUCUUUAAGUUUUAUUUUUUAUUUGAUUAAUUUUCAUUUUCUGCACAAAACCAGCAAUUGUAAAUACUUUUGAAGAAAAGAAGUUAAAAAAAAUGUUUAAGGAUAAAAAAAAAAAAAUUUAAAAAGCUGAAAAAUCAUACACACAAAAAAAAGAGAGAAUCACGCACCGGAGGGAGAAUCCAAAAAUGAUGGAGAACAGGCC